This is a messenger RNA of Armigeres subalbatus, 1109 nucleotides long. It is a transcript of the gene bou, whose product is annotated as U-scoloptoxin(05)-Sm1a. The coding region runs from base 416 to 847 and encodes 143 amino acids. The transcript has 3 exons. Lineage: Eukaryota; Metazoa; Arthropoda; Insecta; Diptera; Culicidae. Gene Ontology annotation, biological process: positive regulation of voltage-gated potassium channel activity; regulation of synaptic transmission, cholinergic; sleep. The record is from RefSeq and is a predicted model, not a curated record.
GUCUGCGGGUUUGUUUUGGUCCGUUCGCACGUGUGUAUCAAAGGUGUGCUCUUUAUACCAGUACCUGGAAUGUGCUGUCGGCGGUAACGAAGUUUCGUUAGUGUAUGUAACGCGAUCGCGCCCGUAAGUGUGCUACGAAAUCAAACAACUCAAAGUGGUGAUCAUUUACGUUCGUGUAAAUAACUAAGCUAAUUAACUAGAUUUCAGUCAUGUUGGAACUGUUUUUAGUAAGUUAGUUGUGAAUAUUAUUAAACGAAGCUAUCAAAGUAGGUGGAAAUCAUUAAAACAAUCGCCAAACAAGCUGCUCGUUGAUGAAACAUAGAUCUUCCAAACGCGCAAACACGCCCUAAAAACUCGAUCGACAACCUUGUAGUUGAAACAGGAUCCUUCAGUGCUUCAAAGUUGAAACUAAAUCAUGAAUCGUCUACUAGUCGGAGCUCUGGUCAGUUUAGCAUUAUUAAAAACGGCUCUAGCGAUCGAGUGCUACGUGUGCAAUGCGACCGAUUCCAGCACCCCGUUCCAGUGCAGCGAGUGGUUCGAACGCUUCGAUACCCCAGACAUAAAACCGCAGGAUUGUUCCAACGUGUACGGCGCCAAAUACUGCAUCAAACACAUCGGUCGCUUCGAAGGCGGAAUCGGAGCCAAGCGGUACUGCUCUUCGCGCGAUCUGGGCAACUACUGCAACUAUGUGCGCAAUCCAGGCGACAAGAUCGAGUACCGGUCUUGUAUUUUUACCUGCAGCACCGACGGCUGCAACGGUGCUUCCGGACUGUUCGGCUUCCAGACGAUCAUGCUGAGUGCGGUGCUCGGUGCUGCGGCCAUCAUGGUGAGGUUCACUUGGCAGUAGUGUGAUGACACAAAGGUGCAUGGAAUCCGUUUCCAUUGCAGUUGCAUUUCGUACACAAACUGUGUAGUUUUAUUAUUAAGUAUCUUAGUUUGAAGAGCGUAGAUGCAGUUAAAGUACAUAUUUUGUCUUUACCUACUUUUUAAAUGAUGCUUGAACACUCCGUCCUCUAUUUAGUUGGUAGUAGAUAAAGCUUAUAUAUUACAUCGAGAUAUUGAUUUUUAUAAGACUAGACCUUUGAAUAAAAAAUAAAAUGAAAACACAA